AUGACAACCAUCAGCCAGCCCCUUCCUACCAGGGCGGAUAAAGGUUGGGCGGUGAAACGAGCGCUCCGCUCUUCAUUUAUUGUGUGAUGCAGAGUAGGACUGGCACGAGCGCUCUUUUCUGCGCUUCCGGUGCGCUUGAAGGCCGGCAAAAUUUUCCUUUUUGCAAACCUGAAAUCCUAUUUUCUUUCUGUAAUUUCAGGCUACAAUGUUAAAUAGAUAAAUUCGUUUCAUAACAAUGUCAAUAAACAGUUUCAUAUGUUUGUGUCUGUACGUCUAUAAGUCAAACUUUAAAUUCAUUAGCAUACAUAACCAUACCCAGAAACGAUGGAAAAAUAAAAAUUAACUGAAAUAAAAAUGAAAUACAACAUAUACAAAAUCAAAAUCUAAUAACACUACCUCUCUAGGGACACAAUGUUGUAGCAUAAGUUAAUUCAGUCUUGAAGACAUCUAAAUUAGUCUUCCAAAGUUUCAACAAUCUCAGCUACCUAAUAUUUUGAACAUUAAAUAUCAAGGUAGCUUCUGUUGCAGGUGUAUUCUAAUCCUGGUUAGUAACAUUUGCGAAGCAGCUCUAAUAUCCUAGUUCUGGGACCUGACGCACUAAAUGAAUUACCAGCAUUUUGAGUUUCCCUUCAACAUGAUUGGCAAAUGGACAAUGGCAUUUUUAACAGUCCAGUCCUGGCAUGUUCUCUAAUCCUGAUACACACACAGGGGGCCCAGAAGUAGGAUUUUGCCGCUGUUUUGCAGAUGGACUUAACCCAGAGUUUAGUUCCAUCUGUGGCACAGGGUAAUAUCAAGGGUGUUGGUUUAGUAUUACAUUAGCAGAGACAAAAUCUGAGUUAGAAGCAAACAAAAGGGUAAAUUUUCUCUUGGUCUUUAAAUGCCUUAUUUUGUAGUAUAAGGGACAAAAAAUCAAUGGUUCCUGCAUUUCUUUUUCCAAAAAAAACAACCGUAAAAGUAGAGUAUUCCAAUACAUGUCUGUAAAAUACUGUAAGCUGGUUUGUAGCAAAAACUUUAUAUUGAAGUGUCUUUUUUUCAUAAUUUGACAACAAGCAUUUAAGUAAUUAAUUUAAAACAUCUAAAAUCACUUAUCGAUAUCGCACAUUAUGGAAAUGACGAUCCCCAUUGUAUGUCUUGGCAGUUGCUCUGCCAAUGUUUGUCCCCACACGUUUGGCUAAGAGGAUGUUUUUCCAAUUGAAUUCAAAACAAAAAGUUUGUAGUUCUCGCCGUAUAUAUAUUGCUCCUUUCCUGUCUCAGUUAAACAAAACACUUCCAAAUACUUGCUUCGCUAGUGAACCGUACUCUCUUAUCCAUGGCCUCUCUGGAAACUUUCCAGUCGGGUUGAUUUCAUGAGUGCAUUUAUGCACCAGCAGAAACAACGAAUCUUAGCUUCAACCAACCUUGCUCGGUCUGUUCCACGCGGCAGCGUUUACGCUCUCAGCACAAAAGGAAGCAUUAUGCGUCAUGUUUAAACCGAUUGCAGUACCAAGUGUAAACGUUUCCAUUAUUAUGUCAGAAAUUUCCAUUUAAAAGGAGAUCUUUAAACGAAAACGCCACGUACAAUUGACAACAACAAGAGCACUUUUCUAUCCGCCAUUUUGCUUCUCCCAGAAUUCCACUGCAGUCGCAAGCUAAUUUCCAUUGUUUCUCGGUCCCGCCCUCUCCCCGCCUCCAGACCAGUUAGUCACGUGAUCAAAACACACUACUUCCUGGGACCACCGCGGUCAAACGUCUAAAUCGUUAUUUUUGUUUUUUAUUGCUGGAAUUUCACUUACCAGUUAGAUAAAAAUGGGGAAAGAUUUAUAAAUCAGUUAGUCAACAUAACUAUCUUUCCAUUUUUCUCAAAAUUUUGAGCUUUUUUCGCUGAAAACGCUUCGCGCUAAAAGAGAAUCAUGUUUGAAAAUGGCGCCGAUAAAAACGUCAGCAUCGGUUUUCAAUCACUUAGGACUUUUUUAGUAAACUUUGAAAAAGUUUAGUAAACUAACAGGAUGUUGGUAAUACCCUAAACUUUCGAUAGUGAAAGUAGCAACCUUAACUUUGAAGUAUUUCGCUUAACUUUUGCAAAUUUCACUCGUUUGACCGCUGUGAACUUCCUGGGCGGCCAUAACGUGGAGGAAAGAACAGUAUUAUUUCGCUUUUCUACGUUCUUCAUCAAUAAUGGUCGAUUACAUCAAAUCGUUUGGCAGGAAGCAAUCACGACAACAUAAACAAAGAGCAGUUUUACGCACCUUCGAUGUACAAAGCUUGAAUUUCUGUCUGGAACGGAAGACCUAAAGAAACGACUGUACAAGCUAAGCUAAGUGUUCAAGUUUAUAAGAGUGAUUGUGUUUUUGUCAAUGAUAGAUGGAUAUAAUUCGACGGUAAAUACAGAUCAGAGGUUGUGUGCUGGAGAAAAAACUUAUCAUUAGUUGCUCUUAAAAUCUGGGUCGGUAAUUUACAUGGACACUUUUUUCGAUUGACCUUUAGACUUGUAUUAACUACCAGAAAAUUUAGAUUAAUGUUGUGGCGGCAAUAAUUGUUUUUUUUUUCUCCCUUCAACCUACCUGUAUUGAUCUUAGUUACUUGAAAUGUCUUUCAAUGUUAGACUUUCACAAAGCAGUAGAAAAGAGACUCACUUUUUUAAUUAUAUUUUGUUCAGGGUGCAAAGAAAGUCAGCUUUACAGCUUGCCUAGCAUACACUAGCCUGAAAGCCAUUUUGACUAACCCCAAUUUUUUUUUUAUGAAUGGGACUGAUUACAGUUCUUCUGUAAUCUGAAUUCCCUAAAAAACUUUACUUGCCAGCCAGGCAAGUUAAAAACGCAGUUCACUAGCCCAAUCAUAAAAUCCAGUACCCCAGGGCUAGAUAAAGUUGUGUACUAUGGGAAAGUUCAUUUAAUAUGACAAGGGGGGGGGGAUGAAGAUAUUGAAACUCGAAGCUUGAAAUUUUAGCAGCCCCUCUCGCUAGCGGUUCAGUUUUUUAGGAGCCCCCUCCUUGGUAGUCGAAAAAAUUUCAGAGCCCCCCCCUCUCCUCCUUCAAUUCCUUUGCUGCCCUGAAAAAAGAUCGCUAGACUGUAUUAAAUAUAUUUACCGUUACUGUCUUCAAUGGUUUAUACUAUGACAAACUUGAGCUACAGUUGUGAUACAAUUUUCUAAAGCAUUUUUGGGAUGAACAAGAGUGUAAUAAUUACUGAGACUACAUUUGUUAUAUCUGUAAACCACGUGAUAUAGCUGAGUUGCACAGGUCAUUAAAUUGUUGAGUUGAAAACCAUCCGAUCUGUAUGAUGAUGUCAUGUGUUGGUUUUGAAGUAUACAAAUUUUCGGAGCCCCCCUCCUAGUGCAACAAUUUUUUCAGAGCCCCCCCUUCGGGUGUCUAAAAUUUUCGAGCCCCCCUCAAUAUCUUCCCCCCCCCCCCCCCCUUGUCAUAUUAAAUGAGCUUUCCCUAUAUGUUGUCAUUUUUGCAUAAACAAUACAGGAAUGAUUAUUCUUGUAUUGCUUACGACUAAUUAUUACGUGUAGUAAAUUGUGUAAAGUAAUUAAAUGUAUAAAUUAGAGGGCUGGAGAAGAAAUUAAUGAGUCUUAAGUCACCGUGGGAGUUUUUUUUGUAGGGGGUGGGGUGGGUCUGUGGCUAAUAUUAUUGAACACGGGUUAUUACACACUUUUGCGUGUCUCCCUCGCGCGCGCCCUUUCUCUCUUUCGCCCGCUACUUCCAAGCGCCUGCUACGCAGGCUAUGAGAAAUCAUGCAUUCUGGAAAUAGAAAACUAAAAAAGUAAUAACUACAAGACAAUUUGAACCUCGUUAAGAUUUGAAUGAUUUAGUGACUUAAGGAAACUAAAGGCGACCUAAGGCGACUUUAGGCGACUUAAGGCGAUUUUAGGUGACUUAAGGCGACUUUGGGCGACUUUAGGUCCCAGAGUAGGCCUAUUUCACCUUGCACGAGCUGCACGCAUUUAUAAAAUACACGUCAUCUAGUUAUAAAACACGAUCUGCUGUCUUUUAGUUUUGCCAUGGAUGACAUGGAUGAGAUUUUCCUUCGUGUUUUAGACAGUACUUAGUUGUUUUUGUUUUGGAAUAACAUCGACAUUGGCGAGUAGCAGAACGAAAAUAUAAUGGAAGUAAUGAAAGAAACCCUUUGAAAGAGAUGUUUGUCUACUUCAACUAAACCUCCCGCAAAAAAUAGCAACAUUUGCCUCUCGGAGACAGCGUACCAGCACAAAGGAACGAGGAAGAAGUGCAAGAAAACAAAUCAAGCGGCUAUAAUUCAGUGACAGCGGCAGUGCCCAAUGUACAAACCACAUUGCAAACCGUGACCGAAGUCGAAAACAAGCGACAUUUCUAAGCAGAGUCCCAGUCCACUGCAUCACACCUUUUUGCUCGGACGCGCUCGUUUCACCGCCCAACCUUUAUCCGCCCUGCUUCCUACAGAGUAUGAGUUCCAGUUCCAGCCGUCAGCUGAAAGUUUACACCCGACGUGCACAGUUGAACAGAUAAAGCAAUCUUCAAGCGACUGGGAGUUAAUAACUUUCUUUGGCAAAGCUCUCCACCUUGCCGAACCUACUGUAGUAGGCGCGAAGAACCUCAAACUUAUAGAGAGUACGUUUGCAGAUACCACCGGACAAAUAACCGUUAAUUUGUGGGCAGAACUAACACAAGAAGUGGAAACUGGAAAGGUAUAUCGUAUCGCUCCCAUACAGGUUAGAAGCUGGAAUGGAAUUAAGAAACUAAGCACAACCCCCAACUCCGUCAUCACUUCAGUUUCUGAUCAAGCAGAACUGACUAACCUGCCCAUACCAGAACCAACUCCCGACGGCGAACAGAGUGCAAAUGGAAUCCUUAAUGUGCCCUCCAUUCACAGCGUGCACUCAGUGGAGACCUUUGUCCAUUGCAUAAACUGCGGACGGCGUUUGCUUCAAGCAACAGCAGCCAAGUUCAUACAGUGUCAAAGAUACAGUGCUUACAUGAGAACAGCCAACUGCUCGAAGAAACUAUGUGCUCGUAUUGUGGUACAGUCAGAUGAUACACUGCUUCACCUUACUGCAUUCGAAGAUGUUCUCAAGGAAGUGUUUCCUGACCUCGCUACGAUGUCAGAAGCAUCUCUGGCGGAAUUAAUACUUGAAAUGGAGUCCGUAACUAUUACCUACGACACCACCAAUCGCACCAUUAAAAAACUUUCCACUGAAAAGUGA
Molecule: messenger RNA, 5160 nt
Organism: Porites lobata
Lineage: Eukaryota; Metazoa; Cnidaria; Anthozoa; Scleractinia; Poritidae
Source: the annotation of a GenBank genome assembly